Molecule: messenger RNA, 1452 nt
Organism: Indicator indicator
Lineage: Eukaryota; Metazoa; Chordata; Aves; Piciformes; Indicatoridae
Product: tubulin alpha-8 chain
Exons: 5
Coding region: 31-1380 (449 amino acids)
Biological process (GO): mitotic cell cycle; microtubule cytoskeleton organization
Cellular component (GO): cytoplasm; microtubule
Molecular function (GO): structural constituent of cytoskeleton; GTP binding
Source: RefSeq, a predicted model, not a curated record
UCCCAGCGCUGCCCGCUACCGGCCCGAACCAUGCGUGAGUGCAUCUCCAUCCACGUGGGACAGGCAGGAGUGCAGAUUGGCAAUGCCUGCUGGGAGCUCUACUGCCUGGAGCACGGCAUCCAGCCCAACGGCACCAUGCCCAGCGACAAGACCAUCGGCGGGGGCGACGACUCCUUCAACACCUUCUUCAGUGAGACCGGGGCCGGGAAACACGUCCCUAGGGCUGUCUUUGUGGACCUGGAGCCAGCAGUGAUAGAUGAAGUUAGGACUGGGGCAUACAGGCAGCUGUUUCAUCCUGAGCAGCUGAUAUCUGGUAAAGAAGAUGCUGCGAAUAACUACGCUCGAGGGCAUUACACGGUUGGGAAGGAGAUCAUUGAUCUCGUUCUAGAGCGCAUCAGGAAGCUGUCUGAUCAGUGCACUGGCUUGCAGGGCUUCCUGAUUUUCCACAGCUUCGGGGGAGGCACUGGCUCAGGUUUCACCUCCCUGCUGAUGGAGCGCCUGUCAGUUGACUAUGGGAAAAAGUCCAAGCUGGAGUUUGCCAUCUACCCUGCACCCCAGGUGUCCACAGCUGUGGUGGAGCCUUACAACUCCAUCCUGACCACCCACACCACCCUGGAGCACUCCGACUGUGCCUUUAUGGUUGACAAUGAGGCCAUCUAUGACAUUUGCCGCAGGAACCUGGACAUCGAGCGCCCAACCUACACCAACCUCAACCGCCUCAUCGGCCAGAUAGUCUCCUCCAUUACUGCUUCCCUCAGGUUUGAUGGUGCCUUAAACGUGGAUCUUACUGAGUUCCAGACCAACCUGGUGCCUUACCCUCGCAUCCACUUCCCGCUGGUCACCUACUCGCCCAUCAUCUCGGCAGAGAAGGCCUACCACGAGCAGCUGUCGGUGGCUGAGAUCACCAACGCCUGCUUCGAGCCAUCCAACCAGAUGGUGAAGUGUGACCCUCGCCAUGGCAAGUACAUGGCCUGCUGCAUGCUGUACCGCGGGGACGUGGUGCCCAAGGACGUCAACGCUGCCAUCGCCGCCAUCAAGACCAAGCGAACCAUCCAGUUCGUGGACUGGUGCCCAACUGGCUUCAAGGUUGGCAUCAAUUACCAGCCACCAACAGUGGUUCCUGGUGGUGACCUGGCCAAAGUGCAGCGGGCAGUGUGCAUGCUGAGCAACACUACAGCCAUUGCUGAGGCGUGGGCUCGUCUGGACCACAAGUUUGACCUGAUGUAUGCCAAACGUGCCUUUGUUCACUGGUAUGUCGGAGAGGGGAUGGAGGAGGGGGAGUUCUCUGAGGCUCGUGAGGACCUGGCUGCGCUUGAGAAGGAUUACGAAGAGGUGGGCACAGACUCGCUGGAUGGAGAAGAUGAAGGUGAAGAAUAUUAACUCACCAAGAGAAGUGAAUUGCCAGGCUCUGCCAUCCUACUGCCUCCUGGGAGCGGUGUAAAUCGUGUGAAA